GCGGCCGGAGCUGGGCUGGGGCCCGGGCCGAGCCCGCCGAGCCCCGCCGGGCCUGAGGCGGCGGCGAUGGGCGGCGGGCGCUGAUCCCGCCCCGCUCCUGCAGCCAGGCGCCCGCCAUGGAGGAGGAGAGCAUGGAAGAGGAAGGCGGCGGCGAGGCCAUGAUGGACGACCAGAACCACAACAACUGGGGCGCGGGCGGUUACGGGCGGCACCUGCUCGGCGAGCGGCUGCUGCCGCCGGCCGGGCCGCCGCGCCCCGCGGGGCCCGAGCACAACGGAGCGGGGCUGCGGGGCUGCGAGCCGGGGACUGCCGCCGGCAGGGUGGGGGCGGCCGGGGCCAUCGCCGCCAUCAACAUCAGCGCCUCGACCUCCAAGUUCCUAAUGAAUGUUAUAACAAUUGAAGACUAUAAGAGCACAUAUUGGCCAAAGUUGGACAGUGCCAUAGAUCAGCUUUUAACUCAGAGUCCUGGUGACUACAUCCCUAUCUCCUAUGAACAAAUAUACAGUUGUGUGUAUAAGUGUGUAUGCCAGCAGCAUUCGGAACAGAUGUAUAGUGACCUAAUAAAAAAGAUAACUAACCACUUAGAGAGAGUCUCAAAGGAGCUGCAGGCCAGCCCUCCAGAUCUCUAUAUUGAAAGAUUUAACGUAGCUCUUGGACAGUAUAUGGGAGCAUUGCAGAGCAUUGUGCCUCUUUUCAUAUAUAUGAAUAAAUUUUACAUAGAAACCAAGCUAAACAGAGACUUAAAAGAUGACCUUAUAAAGCUGUUUACGGAACAUGUUGCAGAAAAGCACAUUUACAACCUAAUGCCUUUACUUUUGGAAGCUCAGUCAACACCGUUUCAAAUAACUCCUUCAACCAUGGCAAAUAUUGUGAAAGGCCUGUAUACACUACGACCAGAAUGGGUACAGAUGGCACCAGCUUUAUUUUCUAAAUUCAUCCCAAAUAUUCUACCCCCUGCUGUGGAAUCUGAGCUUCAGGAAUAUGCUGCUCAAGACCAGAAACUUCAAAGAGAGCUUAUUCAGAAUGGAUUUACUAGAGGUGACCAGUCACGCAAGAGAGCUGGAGAAGAGUUAACUUACAAUGGCUCAUCAGCUUGUGCAAGCUCCAGGGGAUACAGAUAGUGAAUAUACUGGAUCAGCUUCUAUUCCUAGCCAGAACAGACACUGGAGGAGCACAGGUGAUAUCUGGAGCCUCCUUUGGCAACUGCUGAUACUCAAGCUCUGACACAAACUAUGCCUCAAAGAAGAGUUUUGGACUUUCUUCUUUAUAUUUUAAAAUGUCAGUUGCUGCUACAGUUGGAAUGACUUUGAAAGACAAAUUCCUUGGUCUGGUCUAUCAACAGGCUCUUCUUCUGUGACCUUUGUGAGGAAUGCACCUUGAAAAACAAUUCUUUCAAAGUGGGAAUGGGCAGCCAAAAUCAGCAGCUUCCAAAAGCAUUAGAAUGGAAGAAUCCUUUUUGCACUCUUUUCUUACUAUUAAGGACAUUCUUAAAACUAGUUAACAUGUCAGUGUAUUAGAUUUUAAACUUCAAGUUAUUUUCUGGAGCUUCUACUUAAAUAAUAAGAAUAAAGUUUCAUUAUUUUGCA
Molecule: messenger RNA, 1586 nt
Organism: Camarhynchus parvulus
Lineage: Eukaryota; Metazoa; Chordata; Aves; Passeriformes; Thraupidae
Gene: CACUL1
Product: CDK2 associated cullin domain 1
Exons: 9
Coding region: 117-1121 (334 amino acids)
Biological process (GO): ubiquitin-dependent protein catabolic process
Molecular function (GO): ubiquitin protein ligase binding
Source: RefSeq, a predicted model, not a curated record